Messenger RNA from Scophthalmus maximus (turbot), 2134 nucleotides. It is a transcript of the gene chrnb1l, whose product is annotated as cholinergic receptor, nicotinic, beta 1 (muscle) like. Gene Ontology annotation, molecular function: transmembrane signaling receptor activity; acetylcholine-gated monoatomic cation-selective channel activity. The record is from RefSeq and is a predicted model, not a curated record. Gene Ontology annotation, cellular component: postsynaptic membrane; synapse; neuron projection. Gene Ontology annotation, biological process: monoatomic ion transmembrane transport; nervous system process; chemical synaptic transmission. The coding region runs from base 254 to 1765 and encodes 503 amino acids. The transcript is spliced from 11 exons. Lineage: Eukaryota; Metazoa; Chordata; Actinopteri; Pleuronectiformes; Scophthalmidae.
UCACCCAUGGAGCCGUGGGCACACGGUGAGGAGGAGACAGGAGAGAGAGGGCGGCCAGUUGAACAGUGUGUGCUGCUGAAGGUGCCAGCGAGGCAGUAAUUCAACUGGAGGUGUGCAUUUGUUUGCCUGAGCCAGGGAGGCGUGUGUGAGCUUUUGGAGACCGUCUAUAGUUGGUUCCAGGUGAGGGUGCAGGGCCAAGUACCCGGCUGUAGCGGCAAGAGGGGCCUUUGACUGGCACGUGAAAGAGGAUGUCAUGACUGUCAAGGUUGGACGAUUAAAGAUGGAGCUCAACAUUACUGUGACAGUGAAGACACUUAUCGUCGUAUGCAGCAGCCUUUGUCUCACCUUCACUGGAGCCUCAGAGACGGAGCGGAGGCUCCACCAGAAGAUUUUUGAGAACUACAACAUGAAGGUCAGACCAGCUCGUUACUGGGAGGAGAAGGUGAUGGUGCGCGUUGGGAUGACCCUCUCUCAGCUCGUCAGCCUGAAUGAGAAGAACGGUGAGAUGACAACCAACGUGUUCAUGAAUCUGGCAUGGACAGACUACAGGUUGUCAUGGAACCCUGAGGAAUAUGAAGACAUUAAUGUUUUGAGGAUUCCUCCCAACAAGGUGUGGCGUCCCGACAUCUACCUCAUAAACAACAAUGACGGUCAGUUUGACGUGGCCUUGUAUGUCAACGUCUUGGUUUACAGCGAUGGGACAGUCAACUGGCUUCCCCCAGCCAUCUACCGCAGCUCCUGCUCCAUAGAGGUGGCGUACUUCCCAUUUGACUGGCAGAACUGCAGCAUGGUUUUCCGCUCGUACACCUAUGAUGCCUCCGAGGUGGACCUGCAGUACUUCCUGGAUGAUCAGGGCAAAGAGAUCCAGGAGAUAGUAAUAGAUGAGAAUGCUUUCACUGAGAACGGAGAAUGGGCUAUCUGUCACAAACCCUCGCGGAAGAACAUUAAGGAGGACCUGUAUGAGGACAUCACUUUCUAUCUCGUCAUUGAGAGGAAGCCUCUUUUCUACAUCAUCAACAUCAUCGUGCCCUGCAUCCUCACCAGCGUGUUGGCCAUAUUUGUCUUCUACCUGCCUCCCGGAGCAGGGGAGAAGAUGACUCUCUCAAUUUCUGUCCUCAUCGCUCUGACCGUCUUCAUGCUGCUGCUGGCCGACAGAGUCCCAGAGACUUCCCUCGCCAUCCCAAUUAUUGUCAACUACGUCAUGUUCACCAUGAUCCUGGUGACCUUCUCUGUCAUCCUCAGCGUGGUUGUCCUCAACCUGCACCACCGAACGCCCAGCACACACAUCAUGCCAAACUGGGUUCGAAAGGUGUUCAUUCAUUUCCUGCCAAAGUACAUCGGCAUGAAAAGGCCAGGCGAAGAGGAACCUAUGUUAAAGAAGUCUAAUGAUGACACACCUAUCCAAAGCUUCAAUGGACGGCAGCCCGGGGGAGAGUACUUCUUUCGCAAGAUCAACCCUGAUCUCGUCAUACCCUGGAGAGACAAAUGCGAGAGCACAGUGCAGCUCCAGCGCCUCCCCAACACCGACAGCUACUGUCUGAUCCUCCCUCCCAACCUGAAGUCAGCCAUCGCCGCCGUGACAUACAUGGCCGAGCAGCUGAAGAAGCAGGACACGGAUGACACGAUGACAGGAGAUUGGCAGUUCAUUGCUCUGGUGGUGGACCGUCUCUUCCUGUGGCUGUUUGUCAUCAUCACCACCCUUGGAACCCUGGCCAUGUUCUUAGAUGCCAGUUUCAACUACACUCCCGAUGAGCCCUUCCCAUAGAAGACAAAACACACACACACACACACACACACACACACCAGAUCUGGCUUUCCAUAAAUACCUGUUAAAUAAUGAUGCUGUUGACCUCUAAUUGUACAUUAUACAUUUUGCAUAAAUAAUAGUACACAGGCGUGACACACAGCUGGAAUAAAAAAACAGAAUCCAUGUAUAGAUUUGUAGAAGGUAAAUGUAUAUGUGGUAACACUCAGUGGUUUUUGUCUAAAUCAUGUAUUUACAGUAACAUAUUGUGAUGUUCUUCAUUUGUGUGUAAAAGCUUGAAAUACAUGUUUCUUGAAAGUUACAGUGUACGUGUUAUUUAAAAAAACAUCAUUAAAGAUGUGCUUUUUCAAGUAUGAAGCAAACUCUGAA